AUGUCAGCAGAUAUUAACAGAGACAAACGCACAAGGAACCAAUCAGAGACCAGGAACCAAACAGAGAUCAGGAUGCAGGGACAAGGAACCAGAGACCAGGAACCAGAGACCAAGAACCAAAGACCAGGAAUCAAAGACCAGGAACCAGAGACCAAGAACCAAAGACCAGGAACCAAAGACCGGGAACCAAAGACCAGGAAUCAAAGACCAGGAACCAGAGACCAGGAACCAAAGACCUGGAACCAAAGACCGGGAACCAAAGACCAGCAAAAAAAGAUCUUAGACUCUGAGACCAGAGACUAUUCUUCUCGUCUCCAUUCUUUUCCUCCACUCUCUCUCUCAAAGGACAAAAUGGACGAAAUCCAGAUGAGACAUCAGAGUCAAAUAUUGAACUGA
Molecule: messenger RNA, 396 nt
Organism: Xyrichtys novacula (pearly razorfish)
Lineage: Eukaryota; Metazoa; Chordata; Actinopteri; Labriformes; Labridae
Source: the annotation of a GenBank genome assembly